UUUCCUGGCAGGGGAAGGCAUGCAGCGCAGAGAAACGUGCCAGCAAAGAGCUUGGAAGUGCAAGUCCAGGUGCUAACGCAACUUCCACCCAAGCCAUGCUGUCGUGAAGUCCUUCUUCUCCAGCCGCGUCUCGCUCAGCGCACCGGGGCGGGCUGUACAGGGGCUGCCCAUGGCAUUGCGGCAGUCUGGGCUGGAUUAGUUCCUGGUCUGUCAUUGUUUCAGCUGUCUGAAGAACUGAAGAAUAUUGCAGGGAAGAUGUUGGACUUGAGCUUCCUGACCGAGGAGGAGUAUGAGAAGCUGAUGAAGGUUCUGCAGAGAGAUGCAGAGCUGAAGAAGAAGGAUGGGGAUCGCAUCAGGCGGAUACAAGGCUCCAUCAAGGAUGAAAAGAAGAAGAAGUUUGUGACAGGUGAAUGGUUUUCGGAAGUGAAGGCAAAACGGUUUCAGGAAGACUUAGAGGGGCCGGAUCUACUUCGGGCAUCUAUUAGAAGGAAAAAGGGCAAACUGGAAAAUGAGGCCAACGAGCACAUCCAGAUGGGUCUGGAAAGCAAAGCUGCCCUGAGUCCUGCCUUCCCUGAGCGUGCUGCUGGCACAGGAGAGGAGAGAUCCAGCACACCUGCACUUGAUACCACAGAGGAGUGUAAAAUCUUGCCAAAACCGAAGCCGAGACUUCCUGUCCUGCUGCCUGCAUCACAUAAGAGAUCCAGUAUACAUGAUGUCUCUUCCUCAGAGAGUGACACUGGAACAAGUCCAUUUGUGGCUGCAACAAACAGCUUGCAUUUGUCUAGAAAAGGUCGUGGAGUAUCUCCGUUGCCCACCAAGCUGUCAGAGGAUGCUGUGCCUCAGCCCAGCAGUGCAGCUGGAGGAGAAGCUCUUGAUGGGGCCACUGGCGCCACAGUGGGGCCAAAAACUCCACCUGAAGAAACUUACACUCCCAGCAAGAUACCAGUUAAGAGGAAACCAAGUAGAACUUUCCCCAGACCCGAGCAGUUUGUGAAUCAUGUGGGGCCAGCAGAGAACAGCCUCUCAAACAGAAAGCUGCUGGCAAGCUCCAAACCACUGACCGCAGAGGGGGAAGGCAGCCAGGCUGUGAAGCACGGCGUGAACUAUACGAUCUCAUCAAUGAGUAACAAAGAGGAGGAUAUCGGCCUCAAUCGCGAACACUUCAAGAACUUGAAGAACUUCUGGGAGAAGGGAGCAGACUCUGUGAUGGUGAGAAACGUGCCGGAGGACCCGAGCUGGGUGGAGGCAGACGGUAGGCAGUUCAAGCUGUGCCGCUCUCUCUCUGUGCAGUCUGGGCAAGGCCAGAACACCGAAGAAAAACCUGGCAUCUUCACCAAAACAAGAACCCCCUACAAAAGGACAAUAACCCUGUCUUCUAGCGAGGAAGAACCAAGCUAUGUAGCCCCUGCAAGGAAGGGCUCCGUUUCCACCGUUCCUAGAUCCACAUACGCCAAGAGCAAAGGCGGCCCGGUUACAAGAAAUAACUCGCUGGGUGAAAGCAAUGGGAAGCCAACGGUGCCAGAGGAAGAGAAAGCAGCACAGCGCUGCUCCAAGAAAUCCAGAUUGCCUGUGCGAGCGCCUUCCGUCAAAAUCGAGUCGCCUACCAAAGAAGUGUCUGGCAGCACGUUUGAGCCAGAGACGCCUACAGACAAGUUUAUUGUGGCAGAAGAGCGCAAGCACGCAGCAAAUUCCCUGGCGAGCAGGGUGCAGAUACUGAUCGAGCCUGUGCUUACAGAUGGUGAAAACGAUGAUGAGAAAGAGGAAAGAUCUGAUUUGGGCACUCAUAGCAAUGUGGAAAUAAAUGGAGAGCUACCUGGGGAAGAAAUGUGUGAGCCUUCAGACAAGCCAACACCCGGUGAACCAGCCGGAGAGAGAGAAGCCGUUCAGGGAACGGACUCGGCUGUUUACUCAGAGGAAGAUGGGGAUCAUUCUCCCGCCGCUCAGGCACUGGCCCGAGCAAAUAGCAUUAAUCUUGCAAAGAGCAUGGUGAACAUUUACACAACCACAGAGACAUACAAUAAACCUCAUUUGAUACCCCAUCAGUUUCUUGAACCUGAAAGAGUCAAAGAGCUGAGCAGAUCCUCUCCUCUCCUGUUGUCUGAGACUGAAUCAGACACGGCUUCGGAAAUCAGCUUCCAGUUUAACAAGCACAAAAAGACGCCUAGCGUUGGCAGCCACUCGUCCGACAUGGCAUCUGUCUCCUCGGUGAGUGGCAGUGUGCUCAGUGUCUACAGUGGCGAUUUUGGGAGUGUGGAUGCCCAAGGUACCGUGGAGUUUGCUCUAGACUAUGAUGAGAAGAACCGGGAGUUCCAGGUUCAUGUGUCCCAGUGCAAGGACUUGGCUGUCGUGGAUGAGAAGAAAGGCAGAUCUGACCCGUAUGUUAAAACUUACCUGCUCCCAGACAAAGCUAGAAUGGGUAAGAGGAAAACUUCGGUGAAGAAGAGGACAGUGAAUCCCAUCUACAACGAGGUGUUACGGUAUAAAAUAGAGAAAAUGGUAUUGCUGAUCCAAAAAUUAAAUCUCUCUGUUUGGCACAAUGAUCCACUGGGACGUAACAGUUUCUUGGGAGAGAUCGAAGUAGACUUGGCCAGCUGGGACUGGAGCAACAGGAAACUCAACUGGUACCCGCUGAAGCCCCGAAGCCUUUCUGCUGUUAACGGUGUGGAUCAUCGAGGAGUGAUGAAUUUGUCUAUUAAGUAUGUCCCUCCGGGAAGCCUAGGUCCCAAGAAUCCUCCCUCUGGCGAAGUUCACAUUUGGGUCAAAGACGUCAAGGACCUGCUGCAGUUGCGUCCUUCUGGAGUUGACUCCUUUGUGAAAUGCUAUGUGCUUCCAGACACCAGUAAGAAGAGUUACCAAAAGACCCGAGUCAUAAAAAGAGACACAAACCCUGUUUUCAAUCACACUAUUGUAUAUGAUGGCUUUCAUACAGAGGAUCUAAAGGAUGCUUGUGUAGAACUGACUGUGUGGGAUCAUGAAAAACUUACCAACCAUUUCCUUGGAGGAAUCAGGCUGGGCCUUGGGACAGGUUUGAGCUAUGGCAUCUCUGUGGACUGGAUGGACUCCACGCAAGAGGAGGUGGCCUUUUGGCAGGAGAUGAUGUCAGCUGCGAAUGAAUGGAUUGAGGGAUUGCUGCCACUGCGCUCACUGGCAGGGAGGAAAAAACUGAAAUAACCCACCAUUCAUGCCAUAGAAAGGCUGAAUGUGGUCAUUAGAAUUAAGAAACUUCCUGCACCGUGGUGAUAGAGACCAUGCAUGGGGCUGGCAAGUGUCAGGUUAAUAAGGCAAUUGAUGGACAGCACUUUGGAGAUGUUAAAUGUUAAGUACUAAUUCCCUGACAGAGGACAUGGA
Messenger RNA from Haliaeetus leucocephalus (bald eagle), 3348 nucleotides. RefSeq names its product synaptotagmin-like protein 2. Gene Ontology annotation, molecular function: small GTPase binding; neurexin family protein binding. Bases 256 to 3171 code for a protein of 971 amino acids. NCBI's taxonomy places the organism in Eukaryota, Metazoa, Chordata, Aves, Accipitriformes, Accipitridae. The record is from RefSeq and is a predicted model, not a curated record. The transcript is spliced from 16 exons. Gene Ontology annotation, biological process: intracellular protein transport; exocytosis. Gene Ontology annotation, cellular component: plasma membrane; exocytic vesicle.